Molecule: messenger RNA, 3228 nt
Organism: Exophiala spinifera
Lineage: Eukaryota; Fungi; Ascomycota; Eurotiomycetes; Chaetothyriales; Herpotrichiellaceae
Exons: 4
Coding region: 1-3228 (1075 amino acids)
Source: RefSeq, a predicted model, not a curated record
AUGGCCACACCAGGCUCUACAUUCACGAGAAGGCAACUCCUGAACCACGUAGUGGAUAGGCGUGCAAAGGAUACACCUGACUCUGUCUAUGCAGAGUACCCAAUUUCUACAACAGGUUAUGACGAAGGCUUCCUCCAAGUAACAUAUGCAGACUUCGCAAAUGUCAUCAACGGCCUUGCCUGGUGGCUGCAUAACACGAUCGGUCCCGGUAUAAACUUUGAGACGCUGGCAUACAUUGGACCACUGGACAUCAGGUACAAUGCUCUCCUGCUGGGUGCAGUCAAAGCAGGUUACAAGGUCUUGCUCACUUCACCACGAAACAGCCUGCCAGCGCACGUCAAUCUAUUCAACUUGCUAAGUUGUAAGAAGCUGGUAGCACCCAAUCCAGCUCCCCAGGCGGUCACCACGAUAGUCGCUUCACACGACAUCGAGGUUCUUGAGAUCCCGUCAGUCGCAGAUCUUUUGACCCAGGUACAUCCACAAUAUGCUUAUAAGAAGUCCUUUGAUGAAGCCCGCAAAGAUCCUCUUGUGGUACUACAUACUUCUGGAACAACGGGCUUGCCAAAACCUAUCAUCUGGACUCACGAGUUCGCCGACAGCUGGUUACACUGGGUCAGCCUUGAUGCGCCUGCCGCGUUCAACAACCAGCACAGUUUGUGGUCUCCCGGCAGAUUGUUUUUCUUAUUUCCUCCAUUUCAUGCGGCUUCCAUGUUCGGGUCGAUUCUCGGAGCAAUCUUUCGAGAGACAACGAUCAUAUUCCCACCCGCUGGAUUGAUACCGUCUGCUCAAGUACUAGUUGAUGGGCUGAAAUAUACCCACGCUACUUGUGCUGCCAUUGUCCCUUUGGUAGCCGAGGAAUUGUCAAAUAAACCAGAUCUACUAGAUUUUGUCUCCCAGAAACUACCGUCAAUGUUCUAUUCCGGAGGUACUCUCAGUCAAACAGUCGGCGACAAGAUUUCGGAGAAGAUGAAAUUCUUUUCCAUUAUUGGAACCACGGAGACUGGACUGUUUCCUACCAUUUACCCAGCCGAUCAAUGGCCAACCGCAGAGUGGAAACACUUCCAAUUCAAUCCUGAUUACCGGUUUGAAUUCCAGAAUGCUUCGGAAGGGGAAUACGAGGCAGUCAUUGCGCGCCAUCCCGACGGCGACAAGGAGCAACCCGUGUUCAAAGUCUUUCCGGACCUGAAAGAAUAUCGAACAGGAGAUCUAUACAUACCGCAUCCGUCAAAGCCAAACCUGUGGCAGUACCGUGGAAGAGGAGACGACAUUAUUGUCUUCCUGACUGGUGAAAAGACAAAUCCUACGACGAUGGAACAAAUGAUCUCCAGCCAUCCCAAAGUCAAAUCUGUUCUUGUCCUAGGCUCAAUGAGAUUUCAAGCUGCACUUUUGGUCGAGCCUCAGGACGCAGAAGCUCUAUCUGUCGCGGAGCGAGCUGACUUUAUCGAAGAGAUAUGGCCAACAAUUCAAGCUGCCAACAUAGAUUGUCCUCGCCAUGCACAGAUCAAGAAAUCGCACAUUAUGUUUAUCAAGCCUGACAAGCCUAUGCUCCGAAGCGCUAAAGGCACUAUUCAGAGAAGACCGACGUUGAAUUUAUACGAAAAGGAGAUCGAAGAACUUUACGCCGACGCGGAGAAAGUUUCAGCUCUUGAUGUGGAAGAUCUCGACAUGUCCACUUUGUCGAUCGACUGCAAGGAUUACGACGCUGUCGCUUCGUUCUUGACAGAGACUCUCAGCAACUUUAUGGACUCCAAGACCUUUACAGAAGAUGAAAACUUCUUCCUCAGUGGCGUCGACUCAUUACAGGCACUUCAAAUGACGCGCCGAUUGAAAGCCAUGCUCGCCUUGCCUGAUCUCGAAAUUAGCACUGUAUAUGCCAACCCGACCAUCAAGUUGCUCACGAAGGCCAUUUUGAGCCUCGCCGAAGAAGGGAACGCGACAGAUUCUUUGGAGCAAUCAUCUCGGAUCGAUAUCGUCGAGACCACGAUCAACAAGUACACGGCGCUGAUUGAAGAUGUUGCGCAAAAUGGGACCGGAAUCCCGCUUUCGAAACACGAUUCAGGUAUCGGGAUUCACGACGAAAGAGUUGUCCUUCUCACCGGGUCUACCGGUGGGAUUGGAUGCUACAUGCUGCAAGCACUGCUCUCAGACUCUUCUGUGGCGCACAUUUUCUGUCUGAACCGAGCAGAGAACCCAGAAGCUCUUCAGCGAGCACGUUCUUCAGCUCGUGGUCUCCCUACCAACUUCCCAGCCCAUCGGGUGACUUUCUUGACAACAGAUCUAGCCAAGCCGCAACUCGGUCUUGGGGAUGAGGACUACUCUCGGCUACAAGACACUGCCACCAACAUUAUUCACAAUGCCUGGCCUGUGAACUUCAACUUGACGCUACCUACAUUUGAACCACAUCUUGAGGGUGUUGUCAAUCUAGUCAAGCUCGCUGCAGCCACUCCAGGACGUGCCCAUGUCACGUUCAUCUCCUCUGUUAGUUCAGUCAUGGGAUCUUCUCAGAACCCCAUCGCAGAAGGAAUCAUUACGGACGCUUCUGCUCCCUUGCCCAUGGGAUAUGGACAGAGCAAGUAUGUUGCUGAGCGCAUCCUUGGAUACGUCGAGUCCAAGAUCGCGAAUGUUGAUGUCACAGUUGUCCGGGUCGGACAAGUCGCCGGUCCAGCGUUCGCACCAGGCUCGUGGAAUAAAUGGGAGUGGUUCCCUAGUCUUGUCGUCAGCUCAUUGCAUUUGGGUAUGAUUCCUGAUUCUUUGGGCAAAGGCAGGAAUAACCAUAUCGAUUGGGUACCCAUCGACGUUCUGGCACACACACUGGUUGAGUUCUCCCUUCCAGAGACACGUGAGAAAAGAAGAGUGAGUGUGCUCCAUCCUCAAAACCCAAGACCAACAUCAUGGGAUGGUUUGAGACCUAUCGUGGUUAAGGCUCUGAACGACGCAAUGAAAACCAAAGGGCGGGCAGAAGAGAUCCAAGAGGUGGCCUUGAGUACAUGGAUCGAACGGGUGAGGAGAGACGCAGCUUCAAUCGAUACCGCGGGCAAAUUGCAGGACAUGUUGCAGUUCAAUCCUGCAGCCAAGCUUCUUGAUUUCUACCAAGGGCUGCUUGUUGGCGACGAGAUGUCCGCAAUGGAUGGAGAUAGGGCUUUGCAGGCAAGCAAGACACUGAAAGGCCUGGACGAAAUUCAAGCGGACUGGGUGGAGCGAUGGGUUCAUGAUUGGGUUAAGGCCUAG